Messenger RNA from Vitis riparia (riverbank grape), 2193 nucleotides. RefSeq lists its product as uncharacterized. The record is from RefSeq and is a predicted model, not a curated record. NCBI's taxonomy places the organism in Eukaryota, Viridiplantae, Streptophyta, Magnoliopsida, Vitales, Vitaceae. The transcript is spliced from 5 exons. The coding region runs from base 378 to 1967 and encodes 529 amino acids.
AUACUCUAAGGAAACCUCCCACAUAACCUUCCCAUACAGGGUACAUUCAACAUUUUGCAUGGCUCUCAAGGCCCAUAUGCCUAAUUCUCCCAUGUAAAUACGUUCUCUUACCUUUGAAGCCAAGUGAAAUUGAUGGUUACGUGCCUGGCAUGCAAAGCUAAAGAGGUUGUGGUUCAACGAUGGAGAAACUACUAUCAAACCUGUCCUGUUCUCCACCAUCUUUGCAACACUUGUUUCUUCCUUCUCUUCUCAGAGUGGCCUCUUCAGUUGCCCUUUUUCUGCUUCCUCCAGAUGAUCUGGGUAAACUUUCUGGAUUUGUAUCAACAUAAAUUCUUGGUCUAGACAGAUUUAUUUUUGGAAAAGAGAGGGCAAAGGGAAUGGCAUCAUUAACACCCGGGGUACUGCUUAAGCUUCUUCAGAGUAUAAAUUCCAAUAUAAAGGUUCGAGGAGAAUAUCGGUCUGUCCUUUUACAAGUGAUCAGCAUUGUUCCUGCCUUAUCUGGAUCAGAGCUGUGGCCAAACCAUGGCUUCUUCAUAAAAGUCUCGGACUCUUCUCAUUCGACAUAUGUUUCACUAUCCAAGGAAGACAAUGAGCUUAUCUUAAACAAUAAAUUGCAGCUAGGCCAAUUCUUCUAUGUUGAUAGAGUGGAAGCUGGAACCCCGGUUCCAAUUCUAGUUGGUGUGAGACCAGUUCCAGGAAGAAAUCCAUUUGUUGGAAACCCGAAAGAUUUGAUGCAAAUGUUGGUGCCUUCUGAGGGUCCUGUCCAAGUUGAUCAUGAAGGAAUUAAUGGCUCAAAAUUGAGUGAAUUAUUGGAACCAAAAGAGGAGAGUCCAAGACAGAAAAUUGUUAUCAAAGAGGAGAAGGUGGUGGUUGCAUCUAGGUACAUGCAAGGUGUUUUGACAUCAAAUUCAAAAGUAAAUGGAGUGGAUUGCAAUGGUGGAGGGAAGAACAAUGAGAAUGAGAAUGGUGGAGCAGGAAAAAAGGUUGGAUUGUUGAAAGGAAGACAGCAAGAGCUUAAAGGUCAGACACACUCAAUGACUCCGAUGCGCAGUCAACAAGAUGCACUUGUAUCAAAGCCAGAGGUUGCUGUAUCCAAUGCCAAGGAGAGUGCAGUGCCUGUGAAGGGCACAACUACAAAACGCCCCACAAGCAAACAGGAAACCAUCAACUCGAAUUGUUUGUUAAAUCUUAAAGAUAAAAAUCAUUCAUCUGAGAAAAUUUCAUGGAUGUCUCUGCCUGCCAACCUUCUGAAGCCUGGAAAGGGAAUGCUUAGAAGGAGAAAUUUAGCUUCUUUGAUUGCAGCAGAAGCCCAAAAGGAGGCAUCCACAGCUGCAGUUCUUGUCAAAUGCCUGGGUAUGUUCGCUAAUCUGUGCUCAUCUUCCUCAAUGGAGAACCCCCACCUCUCUCUCACAAAGUUCUUUACACUCCAUCAACUCAUUGACCAACCAAAUGCCACAACCCAAUUGAAGGAUAAAUCCCUUCAUCUGUCUAACAAUUCAUCUCCACAGGCAGAUAAAUCUAGUAAAAAGACAGGUCUAAUUCAUGGUAAAAGUGCAUUGAAAUCUGCAAAGCCCUCAAUAGAGCUAAGUGGGACUGAGAAACUAGAGUGGGCAAAAGGGGAUGGUGCCAAAGAGAUCAAAGAACUGAAAGAGAUUCUCUUGAAUGAGACACAAUCUUGGUUUUUGAAAUUCUUGGAAGGAGCAUUGGAUGCAGGGUUUCGCAUCAGCACCAUGGAGAAGAAAAGUAAGGAGAUUGUAGGGCGGCGAAUGGAACCUGACAAUCACAUUGCUGUCACAUUAUCACAACUUAAGCAUGCAAAUGAGUGGUUGGAUAAACUAAGAAGCAAAUUGAGCUCAGAAAACAAUGAGUUAGUAAAGACCAUUGAUAGGUUGAAACAAAAAAUAUAUGCUUGUUUGCUUGCUCAUGUGGAUUCUGCUGCAUCAGCUCUAGAGAGCCGAUCUGGUUGAUUCAGCAAAAGGGGAUGACUUUAGGAUUGUAAGUUUCUUUCUUGCAAAGGAAUAACUUAAUAUUUAAGGCAAUCUGCAUUGCCAAGUAAUGAUAACUUAAGCCAAACAGAAGCUACUGUAAGUUUGGCCAAACACGUUUGAAAUACAAAUAUGUUUAAGUUAUUUGUGUACCAGAACAAAUAAGGCCAUUGAGGCUAAUUUCAAUAAAAGCUUGAGAAUUCAUUCA